AUGCCUCCACGCCUGCGCGCCACCACUGCAGCGAGGCUGAUCGCGCUCCUCGUGUGUCUCUCCCCGGCGCUGCUCGCGCCGUGCCGCGGCGUCAACGAGCAAGGCCAGGCGCUGCUGCGAUGGAAGGGGCCGGCGCGCGGCGCACUGGACUCGUCGUGGCUGGCGGCGGACGCGACCCCGUGCCGGUGGCAGGGCGUGGGGUGCGACGCGCGCGGCAACGUCGUGUCGCUGUCCAUCAAGUCGGUCGACCUCGGCGGGACGCUCCCGGCGGGGCCGGAGCUGCGGCCGCUGAGCUCGUCGCUCAAGACGCUGGUGCUCUCCGGCACCAACCUGACCGGCGCGAUCCCCAAGGAGCUCGGCAACCUCGCCGAGCUGACCACGCUUGACCUCAGCAAGAACCAGCUGUCCGGCGCGAUCCCGCCCGAGCUGUGCCGGGCUGCCGGCUGA
Molecule: messenger RNA, 447 nt
Organism: Miscanthus lutarioriparius
Lineage: Eukaryota; Viridiplantae; Streptophyta; Magnoliopsida; Poales; Poaceae
Source: the annotation of a GenBank genome assembly